GUUAGAGGCCGCCGGAAACAAAACCCGACUCCAGUCAAAGCAAGUUGUUAAACCGAGGCUACGUCUCGCUAACCCCGGCUUCUUUUUUCACUUUUGAUUUGAAAUACAAUCGAUUCCGACUGUGAAGAUUUCAAAGUGAAGAUGGGGGUUCCGAAAUUUUACCGAUGGAUCUCGGAGCGCUACCCGUGUCUCAGUGAAGUUGUCAAGGAACAUCAGAUCCCAGAGUUUGAUAAUCUCUAUCUGGACAUGAAUGGGAUUAUCCACCAGUGUUCCCACCCAAACGACGAGGAUGUUCACUUUCGCAUUUCUGAGGAAAAGAUUUUUGCAGACAUCUUCCACUACCUGGAGGUGCUGUUCAGGAUCAUCAAGCCUCGCAAGGUCUUCUUCAUGGCUGUGGAUGGUGUGGCACCAAGGGCGAAGAUGAACCAGCAGAGAGGGAGGAGAUUCAGGUCUGCCAAAGAAGCAGAGGAUAAGAUAAAAAAGGCCCUGGACAAAGGAGAGGUCCUUCCUACAGAGGCUCGCUUCGAUUCCAACUGUAUCACUCCUGGUACUGAAUUCAUGGCGAGACUUCAGGAGCAGCUCAAAUAUUUUGUCCACAACAAACUCUCCACUGACAGACUGUGGCAAAAUGUCAGAGUUUACUUGUCUGGUCACGAGACACCAGGGGAAGGAGAACAUAAAAUCAUGGAGUUUAUUCGCUCGGAGAACUCAAAGCCGAGUCAUGACCCCAACACCCGUCACUGCCUUUAUGGCCUGGAUGCCGAUCUGAUAAUGUUGGGUUUAACCAGCCAUGAGCCAAACUUCUCCCUGCUCAGAGAAGAGGUCCGCUUCGGAGGAAAGAAAUCUCAGAAAAGGAUAACAGCUCCAGAGGAGACAACAUUUCACUUACUUCACUUGUCUCUGAUGAGGGAGUACAUCGACUAUGAGUUCUCUCCGCUCAGGAAUCACAUUGGUUCUGAUUAUGAUUUGGAGCGAAUAAUAGACGACUGGAUCCUAAUGGGCUUCCUUGUGGGAAACGAUUUCAUCCCUCAUCUCCCUCAUUUGCACAUCAGCCAUGAUGCUCUGCCACUGUUGUACAAGACCUACAUCAGUGUACUACCCAGUGUGGGAGGUUAUCUGAAUGAGAAUGGCCAUCUAAACCUCAGAAACUUUGAGAAGUACAUGGAGAAGCUUGCAGAGUUUGACCGGGAACAUUUUAGCGAAGUGUUUGUUGACUUGAAGUGGUUUGAGAGUAAAGUCGGUAACAAGUACUUGAAUGAGGCGGCGGGACGAGCAGCAGAGAAGGAAGCUGCUUGCAAACGUAACAAGACUGAGGAUUCUUCCCUCUGCCUGGCAGCUCUGACCUCAUCAGAUGGAAUAACCGGAGGAGGAAAGAUGGCUGACGAUGAAGAAGAGGAGGACGACAUGUUUGAAACGGAGUUCAGACAAUACAAACGCACCUACUAUAUGACCAAGAUGGGCGUGGACGUCGUGUCUGACGAGUUUCUUGCCAAGCAGGCCAAGUGUUACGUGGAAGGCAUCCAGUGGAUUCUUCAUUAUUAUUACCACGGAGUUCAAUCCUGGAGCUGGUACUACCCCUACCACUACGCACCCUUCCUAUCUGACAUCAGAAAUAUCGCUCACCUAAAAUUAACCUUCGACCUUGGAAAACCCUUCAUGCCCUUUGAGCAGCUUUUGGGAGUCCUGCCUGCUGCCAGUGCGGAGCUGCUGCCUCAGGCUUACAGGCACCUGAUGACCAGUGAAAAUUCGACCAUCAUUGAGUACUACCCAGUUGACUUCAAAACAGACCUGAAUGGCAAACAGCAGGAGUGGGAGGCUGUGGUGCUCAUCCCCUUCAUAGAUGAGCGGUGUUUACUAGCAGCCAUGGAGCCCUGCAAUUACAAACUGACUAAAGAGGAAAAAUCCAGGAAUCGACACACGGAGUGUGCCGUCUACUCCUACGACGGCGAGGCUGACUUCACAUACACGUCGUUGCUGCCUCAGCUGUUCCCCGACAUCAUCCACUGCCACGUCAGGUUUACAGACAUCCCCAUGGACGCCUGGGUGGUGCCUUUGGACCAUGUCAGCAGGAGACUGGACCGUUCAGCUCUGUACUUCUGUGGCUUCCCUUCUCUGCAACACAUCAAGCACAAGUUUUAUAAGAAGAAGAGUGGCGUGGUCGUGUUCCAGCAGAGCAGCAGAGGAGAGAACAUGAUGUUGGAGAUCCUUUCCCGAGAUGAAGAAGAGAUGAUAUGUGAUGAUGUCGCUGCACAAGUGCUGGGCAAGUCCGUGUUCGUGAACUGGCCUCAUCUAGAGGAAGCUCGCAUCAUUGCAGUGUCAGACGGAGACACCAAGUUUUAUCUCCAGGAACCAGCGGGCGUCCAGAAAGUGUACGACAGGCCGACGUCUCCCCCUCCCACCAAAGUCACCUGUCUGUCUGACAAGGAGCAGAAGGAGUGGGUGAAAGAUGUCCAGGGAAUCACUGAACAUUACAUGAAAAGGAAAGGCAUCUUGGUGAAUGAGACGUCUGUGGUUUUGUAUGGCCAGCUGCUGACAGGAAGGAAGUUUGUCCCCAAAGCCAAUGGAGCCGUGGAACUCGAGAAGCAGUGGUCCAAACAAGUUCUCCCUUUUGCCCUCCAGACCAUCGUCAAGGACAUCAAGGCCUUCUUCUCUGCACUGACCUGUUUUAAGAGCUUAGACGACCUCUUCCCCCAAGCAACUACGGUCUUCAUGGUGGGAAACCCGUACUACGGUGCCAUGGGAGAGGUGCAGGAUUCCAGCGACGUCAUUAAAGACGGCCGAGUACGUGUCGUCUUUAACGUGCCACACGAGCCGCAGAUGGAGUCCCUGAUCCAGAAUCAGCAUAAAUACUGUGUGAGGUACAGUCCUGGUUACAUUCUGGCGUCUCAUCUCGGCAUUACCAGCUACCUCGUAUCCCGCUUCUCUGGAAGCAUCUUCAUCGGCAGAGGCUCUAAGAAGAAUCCUUGUGGGGAGCAAAAGGCCAACGUUGGCUUGAACCUAAAGUUCAACAAGAAGAAUGAGGAGGUUCCUGGAUACACCAAGAGGACUGAAAAGGAGUGGCUCUACUCUUCUGCUGUGGAGGAACUGCUGGCUGAAUACCUGGAGAGAUUUUCUGAGGUUUUCAACACAGUGGCCAGAAACAGCCACGAUGAUGUUUUCUAUGAAGAUGACAUCUGGCCUGGAGAGGACCAGAAUGGGGCAGAGAAAGUGUCUGAAAUCACGUCAUGGCUGAAAAGUCACCCGGUCAGCUCCAUCAGUAGAACGUCAUGUGAUCUACAGGUGCUGGACACCGCCAUUGUGGAAAAAAUCGAAGAGGCAGUGGAGAAAACUAAGGUGAAGAAGAACACUAAGAAAGUCCGCGUGACCGUUAAGCCUCAUCUGCUCUUCAGGCCGUUGGAGCAGCAGCAGGGUGUGGUUCCAGACCCGGAUGCAGAAUAUCGCCUGUUUGACAGAGUCGUCAACGUCAGGGAGAGUUUCACCGUCCCACUGGGACUCAGGGGAACCGUAGUCGGCAUCAAAGGAGCCGACCGUGAGGCAGAGGUUCUAUAUGAGGUCCUGUUUGAUGAUGAUUUUGCUGGUGGUCUCAGCAUCAGGUGUCCGUCACCGCGCGGUUACCGCCUGCCUCCGUGUGCUCUCAUCAAUCUCUCCCACGGAGCCCGUGCGGAUCACACCUCCCGCAAACUCACCGCCAUCGUCAAACCUCAGCCCGUUGCUGGCGCCAACUUCCACUCACACCGCCAGCUGGCCGGCCUCAACCAUUCACCACGCUCACCUUUCAUACCCACACAGCAUAACAACAAACAUGGCAACAGAAACUCUCCCUCUAAGGGUCCCAUCCUGAAACAACAGGCCAAGAGUAAAGAGGAGUAUGGUAAUGCGUGGCAGACGCUACAGAACGUGGGCCCUCCCAACAAACCUCCUGCUCACUGGCAAAAUCAGGACGGAUACUCGCAGCCAGGGAAGAACCAGCACACACCAUCCAACAAAGCUGCUCCAGUUGGCGGCAUCAGGCUGUUGAAGAAAAACGAAAAUGCAGAGGCCCUUUUCCCACCACACAACACGCCCACUAAGGCUUCGACUGAGUUUGAGGAUCUCAUUGCCAGCCUUAAGAUCUCUAAAGGGAGCCAGCAAACCCCACCUCUUCCCGUUCCUCCACAGGCGCCCACCAGCGAGACCGACGGCCCACUGUCUCCACAGUCCUUCGCCAUGAAGGGAACCAUGGUGCUAAAGGAGAUGCUUAAGAUCGACAGUUCCAGCCCAGGAAGUCCACCUGUCCAGGACACGGCCAACUCCACCCCCUCUGGAGGUCAGCAGCAGAACAGGAGACGAUCGUCCAAGAAACUAGCGGCAAAGAUGAACUCGCCACACGGCGACAUGCCAUUAGCUCCGCCUGCAUCUGCUCCACCCACCAAUCUCCCCAACGCUUUGCUGACCAAUAAAGUGUCAGAGCUGGCUUGUGUCUGUGUGGGCUUAGGCAUGGCACCGCCCGAGUUCAGCGCUAUACGCAACAGACAGGGUCUCGUCGUGUGCCAGGUGAAGCUGUCCAAUGGGUUGAUGGUUCACGGACCACAGUGCCAGUCUGAAAAUGAUGCCAAGGAAAAAGCUGCUUUCUUUGCCCUUCAGAGACUGAACUCAGUUGGAUCGGGCUUCCCGCUCCCACCUCCUCUAUACCCUGCGAUGGGUCACAUACGACCUCCACCAAUGGGAGCCAUGACUCGGGUCUUUAACCAACAAGGAGGUUUACUGUUGCCUCACCAGGGUUACGGUCCUCCCCCCAUGUGGGGAAUGCCGCUGCCUCCGCAUCACCAGAACCAACCGUUUUUUGGAGCGGCGGGAACUUUCCCCGGCGCCGCCCGCCCCCAGCCUGCAGCGACGACUGUGCCCAUCGGCUCACAUAACCAGUUCAUCCCCUUACAGGUCACUAAGAAGCGAGUCUCGGCCAACAAGAAGAACCAGGAAACUCGCGAGUUCUACAGCGCCGCCCACACCGUGGCCAGGAACCAAUCGCAGAAAUGCCAGAACCAGCCGUUUGGCCAGUCACAUGUUCAGAGUGAGCCUCAGAGCGGGCAAGUGGAGCAGCCACACCCUCACGCUGCCAACAGCAGCACCUCCCUGUCCUGUACCAGCCUCGCCGACGGAGCCAUGACGACAGCGGCCCCGCAGACGCCACCCAGACAAAACGUCCCGGCAACGGGCCACACCCCUGGCUCCGCCUCCAAGAGGAGACACAGGAAACUGGCGGUCAACUUUGAGGCUGCUAAAGUCUCUGAAGGCUGAGUGUGCGUGUGUGUAAGUGGACUCAACUGCUCUGAUCAAAUGUGAACGUUGUUUUCGCUCAGUAUUUCAGCAGAAAAACCACUCAAACUCAGCUGUUGUUCUUCUAAACGCCCUCUGAAGUGUUGCUUUCUUAAGCUCACGGUGUGGUCACUGUGAGUUUACAAGUUGCUUAAAGGGAUAGUUUGGUGUUUUUGUUUCCGGACGUUCUCCUGGUGUUGUUCAGCAUGUGUGAAAAGGAAUUUUCCAAUUUUUGUCUAAAAUGACUUUAAGUAUCCAUCAUUCAAUGAUUGACUCAAUUAUUUAACAUUGUAAAUCAUGGGUUUACACAAACAUAAUUUCCUGUUUUACUGUGUAAACACAAGUGAAAGAAAAUACAGGUUUGAGAACACCUGCACCAAAC
Messenger RNA from Solea senegalensis (Senegalese sole), 5677 nucleotides. RefSeq names its product 5'-3' exoribonuclease 1 (gene xrn1). The record is from RefSeq and is a predicted model, not a curated record. Lineage: Eukaryota; Metazoa; Chordata; Actinopteri; Pleuronectiformes; Soleidae. Gene Ontology annotation, molecular function: RNA binding; 5'-3' RNA exonuclease activity. Gene Ontology annotation, biological process: nuclear-transcribed mRNA catabolic process; rRNA catabolic process. The transcript is spliced from 41 exons. The coding region runs from base 142 to 5277 and encodes 1711 amino acids. Gene Ontology annotation, cellular component: nucleus.